GCGAAACGUCAAACGUCUCCCGAUUUCUCACAUUUUUCACAGCGAGCUGCGAGCGAAAAGAGAGAAAAACAGUUCGUAAACGGUGUGAAAAUAAUCCUUCCAAAUAAAGUAAUCCUCCAAAAAACCGUAAGUCCCGUGUGCCCGCAUCCUUGUCCCGAACAGGCACACCAGUGCCAGCGCCAGUUGUCGAACAGUUGCCUUUCUUUAUCGACUACUACCACCAACCAACACAGACGAUGGCCACACUAGUCGCACCACCAGCCGGCGGCAGCACGGGCGGCAAACCGAAGGAGAAGAAAAGCCAGGAAGAGAUCGCGGCCGAAUUUCAGCAGCUGCGAAAUCAGCAGCGAAAUUUGGUCAACAACCUCAACACGAUCGAGAUGGAUCUGAAGGAGCACAAAACCGUCAUCGACACACUGAAAACGGUGGAAUCGAGUAGGAAGUGCUUCCGGCUGAUCGGUGGCGUGCUGGUGGAACAGACGGUCGAGGUGGUGCUGCCCCAGCUCGAGCUCAACAAAGCGCAGCUGGAGAAGCUGAUCGAGGAGGGAAAGGAGCAGAUCACGAAAAAGGGGCUCGAGAUUAACCAGUUUAAGGACGAGCACAACAUUAAGGUGCGGGGCCAGGAACCGUCCCAGCCGGCCGGUAGCGAGAAGGAGGAGAGCGCGGCCGACGAGAAAUCGUCCGGCAACCGGAACGUACUGGUGGGCAACCUAUAAGGACAGGGGGACCACCAAACUGCUCUGCUAGCCUUAUUUGUUCCCCCCCCCCCCUCCUCCCCCGUGCGUACGUGUGUAAGUGUUUGUACUUUUUUCCCUCGGUGUGGGAGCAGGUUCUUCCCGGCUAGCAGCUCAAAACAAACAAGAAAUACAGUGUGAGUGUUUUUGUACGAGGGAUCAGAAGAGAAAAAGUGGAGCUUAAAAUGUUACACACCCAAACCCUCCCCAAGAAGGCUUUGAAAACCGAGCAGCCGGGCUUGUUGUGGAAUUGAUUUUCCUCGCAAACGAUACGAAACAACCGAAAAAACCAACGGCUCCAACACACCAUUCACCUCUUUUUGCGCACACAGUUGUUGCCCUGCUAACACUCAACGCCCGAAGAAAAGAACGAUUAUCAUUACAGGGUUUUCCAGGAGUUCUCAUAGCUGUGGGACACUUAAUUGACUCUUCCGUAUGUGACAUGAACUGAAUGUAAUGGGAAUUGGACUCUAUAGCACUCUUGUUGGAGAAAUCCAAUAAGAAGGCGCCUGUCGAAAAAGGGUGCCAUUACGUCCAAUGUUCAUCAUAUGAAGUUCACUUCCAAUAGGAAAGAGUCAAGGAAUCCUUGUAUCAUAGCCUCCUGUUCUGGAUCGUUAAUUUAAGCCGUCUAACUAAUGAAUACCGAAUAUCGCGAAACCGAAUUGAACAAAGAAGGAGACGAGGAAAAUGCAUUAAACAAAAAAAGCAAACAAAAUAAGAUGCAAAAUAACAUAACAUA
This is a messenger RNA of Anopheles coluzzii, 1473 nucleotides long. RefSeq names its product probable prefoldin subunit 2 (gene Pfdn2). Gene Ontology annotation, biological process: protein folding. The coding region runs from base 237 to 716 and encodes 159 amino acids. Gene Ontology annotation, cellular component: prefoldin complex; cytoplasm. The record is from RefSeq and is a predicted model, not a curated record. Lineage: Eukaryota; Metazoa; Arthropoda; Insecta; Diptera; Culicidae. Gene Ontology annotation, molecular function: protein folding chaperone. The transcript is spliced from 2 exons.